Apis cerana (Asiatic honeybee) is the source of this 13589-nucleotide messenger RNA. It is a transcript of the gene CaMKII, whose product is annotated as Calcium/calmodulin-dependent protein kinase II. The record is from RefSeq and is a predicted model, not a curated record. NCBI's taxonomy places the organism in Eukaryota, Metazoa, Arthropoda, Insecta, Hymenoptera, Apidae. Gene Ontology annotation, biological process: protein phosphorylation. Gene Ontology annotation, molecular function: ATP binding; calcium/calmodulin-dependent protein kinase activity; calmodulin binding.
UUUUUUACUUAUUAAAUACUUUGCCUUCGAUUUUGCUACGAAAAAUAUAUGAAAAUAAUUUAUAAAUAAAUUUUGUUAUUAAUGUAGUAUAUUCAUGUUUAAAUUUGUUAAAAAUGUUAUAAAAUUUACGGAUUUUAUCUAUAAUAUAUGUAGUAAAACUUUCUUGUUCCAUCUCUUAGCUGUAAAAAAUUUCCGGUUUCUUGUUUGUUGACUAAAUAUAAUAGAAAAAUAAAUAUAAUUUUUAUAUUGAUUAGUUGAGGUGUUGGAAAAAUAACAUAAUCGUCUGUAAUUUACUUAUAAAGUCAUAUAUAAUAUCUUCUAUGGUAUAUUAAGCAAUGAAUAAACUUUAAGAAGAUACAAAUAUAAUAUGUAAUAACAUAUAUACAUAUAUACAAAAAUAUAUAUAUAUGUUAUUCAUAUCAAAUUAUAAUAUGUGUUCAACAAACUGCACACGGAUGUACAUUUUUUUAAAAAUAUAAUCACAAUUAAAAUGUAAAUGUAUUAAAUAAAUUGUUAAAGAAAAUAUAAAAAUGUUAUAUAAAAAUUUUAUAUUUAAUAAUAUUAAUAUAAUGUCUUAAUUUUAAUAUUGUCUUGGCAAUAUAGUUAAAAUUCAUAUAUUAUAUAGAAGUUUGUACGUCUUUUAAUUUCUCGAGAUCUAUGCUUGUAUCAAAUGUACAUGAGUAUCGUUCUAAUUGGACGUGCGCCAAAAAGUCGAUCGAAGUGAUACCAAAGCUUCGUUCGGACGGCGUAUGCGCCAGUAGUAAAUCUCGUGUUUAUGUCGGACAUGCGGAAUCGAGUCAGUGCGCGGUAUCCCGUCUAACCAGCGACAGUAUGCAACUACUUUCGAUUAUUCGUAGCGUGAGAACGUAAAAAAAAUCGGUGUCAGUUUUAUUUGUUCGAUAUUACAAGAAACGAUCAUAAUUUCAUCGAUACGAGUUUAUUUUUUGAUGGAUUGUAUUUAUCACGUGGAAAUAUUCUUUCGGAAACUACGUUGCUGCAUAAAGUUGCGCGACGAUCGUUGCGUUGACGAGGGAAAAAAAAUAACGGAAUAGAAAGUAAAUUAUACGUGAAGCGUGAUCUUAAAAAGUUAGCCGCGUGAUCGAGCAUAAUUCCAGGUGCUAAAUUUAAAUGUGUUGCUUCGAUCCCCUUGGGUUAUUUCAUCUAGGUUGGCUGCGCUCGGUUGGUUCGCUAGCAAAGCUCUAUCAUCAGCCCUGCCAGCAGUGGUAUCAUUGUUGAUCGUCGUUACCAGGUAUAUACGUAGUCGUGGUCGCCAUUGCCGGCAGUAGUGGCACUGUGAACACCGCCUGCGCCAUCGCGAGCUACCACCACUACGCGAGUCAGUCGACAGUCUGCCGGCGAGCAGUGCGGACGCGUCGUGGAAGGAUUUAGUAUCGUUGCUCGCAAGUAUUUGCUGGCACGACCGCGAUUUGCCCCACCGUCGGUGCCACGGUAACACGGUUCCCGCGGACAAAACCAUUUCCCCUCUGCCCGGCCCGACGACCCUCCCUCCCGUCGGUUACCCGGUGUUCUACCAGCGCCGCGGCAGUUCCCCUCUAUUGAUCGAAUUUGACCUGCGAAGUUUCCCCUAGCGUGUGCAGUAGUGGCGGCCGGCAGUGGCUCUCGCGCUUACGUUCCUCGGUUAGUGCGGUAAAUAAUCGCGAUACCUCGGCAUGGCUACUCCGACCGCUUGCACGCGGUUUAGUGACAAUUAUGAGCUCAAAGAGGAACUGGGCAAGGGUGCCUUCUCUGUGGUUCGACGAUGCGUUCAGAAGAGCACUGGUCACGAAUUCGCUGCGAAGAUCAUAAACACGAAAAAACUCACCGCCAGAGAUUUUCAGAAGUUGGAACGCGAGGCACGGAUAUGCAGGAAAUUGCAGCAUCCGAAUAUCGUGAGAUUACACGACAGCAUACAGGAGGAGAACUAUCAUUACCUCGUUUUUGACCUCGUAACCGGCGGCGAACUGUUCGAGGAUAUCGUGGCGCGAGAAUUCUACAGCGAAGCGGACGCGUCUCACUGUAUCCAACAAAUCCUGGAAAGCGUACACCACUGCCACCACAAUGGAGUUGUGCACAGGGACCUGAAACCCGAAAAUUUACUCCUCGCAAGUAAGGCGAAGGGCGCGGCUGUGAAAUUAGCGGACUUUGGAUUGGCGAUCGAGGUGCAGGGUGAAGCGCAGGCAUGGUUCGGUUUCGCUGGGACGCCCGGUUACCUCAGCCCGGAAGUCCUGAAGAAAGAGCCAUACGGCAAGCCAGUCGACAUCUGGGCGUGCGGUGUCAUUCUUUACAUCCUUCUGGUCGGUUAUCCGCCAUUCUGGGACGAGGAUCAGCAUCGAUUGUACGCGCAGAUCAAGGCCGGAUCGUACGACUACCCGAGCCCAGAAUGGGACACCGUCACGCCGGAAGCCAAGAACCUAAUCAAUCAGAUGCUGACGGUGAAUCCAGGCAAAAGGAUCACCGCAAGCGAGGCAUUGAAGCACCCAUGGAUCUGCCAACGUGAACGUGUCGCGUCCGUUGUCCACAGACAAGAGACUGUGGAUUGCUUGAAGAAAUUCAACGCAAGGCGCAAAUUAAAAGGCGCUAUUCUGACGACGAUGUUGGCGACGAGGAACUUUUCCAGUAAGUAUGAUGCACAGGGUCGGAGCAUCAUCACGAAGAAGGGCGAUGGCUCUCAGGUGAAGGAAUCGACCGACAGCAGCACAACGAUCGAGGACGAUGACGUGAAAGAGGAUAAGAAGGGCGGCGUCGACCGGAGCAGCACGGUCAUUGCCAAAGAACCCGAAGGCCCCGCCUCCCAGGGCACGCCCCCGAACAGUCCCGCCGCCGCCGUGUCCGCGUUCUCCAGGGUAGUUGGGGCGGCGAGGGAGACGAACAAGCAGAACCAGGUUCAGGGAAACCCCCUUGGAUUAGCCGCGGUACUCCUACAGGGAGCACAAGAAACGAAAUUGCAGACUCUCUUUGCGGCUGUUAUCGGAAAUUCGUCUACGUGGCGCAGGACACGAGGAAAGGAUACUGAAAUUCAACCAGACGAGUCCACCCCCCGACGAAUCGCUGGCAGCGCAGGAAGCGGUAGCAGCAGCGGUAGCAGCAGCAACAGCCAAAACAGCCAGACUGGCGCGUCACCGUCCUCGCCAGCGGCCAUCUACAUCGGCAGCAACCACGCGGCGACGUCGCGACGCUACGACUCCUCGAGCAACGAAGCGGAAAUUCGACGCGCGAACAACCCCGGAUACAUGCCGCUUGUUCAAAACGAGUCAGAAGAUGGUAAGAAGAGUUCCAACGCCGCACGCCGUCAGGAGAUCAUCAAGAUGACUGAGCAACUCAUAGAAAGCAUCAACACCGGAGAUUUCGAGGCGUACACGAAAAUCUGUGAUCCACAUCUGACUGCAUUCGAGCCAGAGGCUCUAGGUAAUUUAGUCGAGGGAAUGGAUUUCCACAAAUUUUACUUUGAUAAUGCAGUCUUGGGGAAAAACUGCAAAGCCGUGAACACGACGAUCCUGAAUCCCCAUGUACACCUGCUUGGCGAAGAUGCUGCGUGCAUCGCGUACGUUAGGCUGACACAGUACAUGGACAAACAAGGAGUAGCGCACACCCAUCAGAGCGAGGAGAGCCGCGUAUGGCACAAGAGGGACAACAAAUGGCAAAAUGUGCAUUUCCAUCGUAGCGCGGUCACAGGCCCGUCGCCGUUCACCUAUAAUCACAAGUAAAUCGAUGCGACGGUUCAAAAAGAAAUAAAGGGGAGGAAGUAGAAGAAAAGGGCCGAUGUGUCGGUGGACGCUCGUCGCCUUCGACGCGUGGAAUGGACGAACGAAACCGUGCAAGAAACGCGCGAGCACACGUUACACCUGAGUCCUGAUACUCCUGAUCGGGAUAAAUAGAUAAAUACAUAAUACGAUCGUCUAUCUAUUUAUUUAUUUAUCGAUGUACAUGUACACACAUACACACGAACACACGUAGGACACGUGAACACGCGUAUAAAUUAGUAUUAAGCGCGACAAAAUGGAAAGGAGCGAGAUUAGUCGCGAAAGUGGUCGGAUAAGUCGGUAUUUUUGAGCUCGAUUCAGUACCUGUUCAGCGUACUUACCACGAAGCACCGCGACUCGUGCCUCGGCCUCGAUGGAGGAACGAUUUCCGAUGGAUUCGAGACAGUAGUUCUCGAUGAAGAGGAUAUCGAAGAAAGAAGAAAUUUGGCGGCUAAACAAUUCGGAAGACUGUAAUUUAUAUAUCGAAAAUCUUUAAAUCGGUGAAGAAAAUUGUGUUCGAGAUUUGUCUGAAAGUUUCUUAAGUGUCAAUCAAGGAAUAAAUAAUACCGAAAUACGUUAUACAUAAUUACGUUAAAACAUUAAAAUGGAUAUCAUAUAAAGGAGGGAAAAAUAGAAACGGAUUAACGCCAAAACUGAGGAAUUUCCGAUGUCUCGAUUUUCACAUCUUCAUUCCGUCUCCAUCUCUAAAACUCGAGGAACAAUCUUGCCAAUUUUCUAAACGAUCACGAAAAAGAGAAGCAACAAAAAUAUAUUAUAAAAAAUAAUGAGAAGAAUCACAAAAUCCCCAAGAUCCUACGAAAGAAGAGAAUCAAAAUGGCGGAAAACGAAGCAGAAGAGCGUGUCGUUCCAGUGGCGUCGAGGAGGUCAGCGGUGAACAUGAAACGGGAAGUACGCGUAUAUCCAGGAAAUUGGAAGUAAGCACGGAUGGGGAAAGAAUGGAAUGGUGGUGAAUGUUACACCGCUUGCGAGAAAAUGAAGCCGCGAUCGACGAGGGAGAUGACGCCGGCACGUCGGCAACCACGCGUAUUUAGUUCGUAUGAUAGUCGCUGUACAGAACAAUCUUCCAUUGUAAUUUUUUUCUUCUAAUUUUCGUUCUCGUCUCUCGCUACGACGACACACCGGAAAAAAAAAAAAAAAGAAAAAAGGGAAAUCCAUUGUAGAUUCGCGCGCGCGCUAUCUCUUGUAAAACAAGUAUGAAUACAUACACACACGCGCGCGUACGAGAAUUUGUCCAAGUGUACUUGCCGUAUCGUUGCAUAAUUCGAAUGUUUCCUAUUUAAUUCACGAGAAAGUAUAAUAUUAAUGUAUCGAAUAACGUUGUUUAAAAAAUGAUUUCACGAAUCCGUAACUCUCUUACGUGAUUAACGAAAGCGUUUAUGUUACCAUGAUUAUAAACGAUACGGUACGUGCGCUUAGCAAGCGUCUGGAAUACGCUCGAAGCGAGCAAGCUCGGAUCUAUAGGUUUUCGACCAGCAAAAAAAGAAAAAGCUUCUCGCUCGAGGUUAAUAUCGGUGCAUACGCUCGCGUUGUACACACAUACAAGCAUACACGUACAGAGAUUACGCGCGACAAGUCCAAGAGGGAGAGAAGAGCGAUCUUUAAACAUUGUUACCUCAUCGUCGUAAGGAAGAAAUAUCGCGACUGGCGCGACUCACGAUCCGCCAGCCUCGCGUACGUUCCGUUUUACAAGUCGAUCUCGAAUCCUCGGGCUACGUCGAACGUAAGACCAAGAGGAAAAUAGAAAUGGAUGAAACGAGGAAGAUGAAAUUUCGAAUCGAGUAGAAAAAGAAGGAAAAAUGUAAAGAAUGUAUCGUGGAAAGAAGGACGAAAGAGUGAGAUUCGUUCGCGUAGCUCGGUGUACAUUGGCCGUGUACGAAAGGAUCGAUCCACACUUCCGGCGUUCGUCGAUGGAGAAGAAGAAAACGAACGAAUAAAAGAAAGAAGAGGAAGGUACGGAGGAGGAAAAUAAAGAGACGAAAGUCGCCGCGCAGAGUGAAGUAGAUAUAACAUAUUAUAUCUCGGCGGACGUUGUUGAGAAACACGAGCAACUUAGGUGAUCGAACGAUUUUUUCGUCGGGUUCACGAGGCACCUUCGUUCAAGAGACAAAGAAGUAAUAACGAUAGGAAGAGAGCAAAAAAAAAAAAUUUGGCAGGGACGAAAAGAGAAUGGAGGAGCAGAGAAAGAAGGAGGGGUAGAAAAGAAACAAAAAAAAAAGAUAACACACGAAAAAAAAAUCUUUCUUACACCGUUCGUACAUCCUCUAUUAAUUAAUUAAUUAAUUAAUUAUAAUUAAAUACGACUUUACGAGAGUAUAAAUCGAUUAUAUAUAUUAUAUAUAAAUAUAAAUGAACAAGAUUAUCUAGGAAAGAAUAUGAGAAGAUUGAGAUACAAGUUUUUCGAGGAAAAAUGGGGGAGGGGGUGAACGUGACAGGGGCGGAAGAGGGAACGGUGAAGAAAGAGAGAUGUUCUCCAUUCGCGAGAAGAUAAAAAAAAAAUAAAUAUCGGAGGAACAUUUUUGCCAUCUUGUUAUAUAAUUUAUAUGUGUAUAUAUAUAUAUAUAAUAUAUAUAAUACACAUAUAUAUAAAUAUACAUAUAUAUUAUAAAUGCGCGCGUAUGCGUGCGGAAUAAAUGGUACGCGCGUUUCUCUCGCGUUGGAAAACGGGAUCAUGUGUGUUGCCACCAAUAAUACAGAGAGAAAAAUCGGUCGUUGGAUCGUUGGUUCUUCGACAUCAUUAAGUUGUUAAUCUUUGUUAAUCUUUGUUAAUUCUUGUUAACUCCAUAGUUUUUAUUUAUUCGCCGUUCGUUGUACUCGGUUCAGCGUCGAUUUAGAGAUCGGUGAGAUAUCUAGGAAAUUUUUAAUUACGAAUAAACGAGUAUAUAAAGUCCGAUAUUAAUAUAUAUAUACAUAUAUAUAUAUAUAUAUUUUGACUUGUUCUUCCUUUCAUCGAGUUGUUUCAAUAAAAUAAAAUCGUUUAUCGCUGUUCACCGAUUGAAUUCUACGUAUAUAUGUAUAUAUAUUAUAUUAAUUGAAACUCGAUCGAGCGUUGAAUCGACGCGGAAUCGGUUUCUCGCCAUCGAAACACGCUCGAGAACGCGUGUCCACGUACGUGCGCGCGCGCUCGUUCCGCAAACUAUCGCAUAUAUAUAUAUAUAUAUAUAUAUAUAUCGAUACAGGAUACCAGAACGAGAGAAGUGAGGGAUGAAGGAAACGGAUGAAAAGACGAUUAAAAAAUGGGGAGAGAGAGAGAGAGAGAGCGAGAGAGAGCGAGAGAGCGAGCGAGCGAGAGAGAGAGAGAGAGAGAGACAAACGAUUUAAUAUAUUGCAAAUACUAUAUUAUAAAUAUAAAUAUAAACAUAAAAUUAAAACUUAAGGAAUAGUGUUAUUUCUACUACUCUAAUUCGUCGCUUCUAUACGUGUGAUUGUUGUAUAAAAAAAAGAACAAAAAAUACGAUUAUUGAUUUAUUAUCAUUGUUAUUACACGAUUAUCAUUACACGUUACGAUUACUACUAUUACUAUAAUUAUUAUUAAUUAUUGCCGAGCGAAAGCAGUAUAUUAAGGCGAAAGAAUGGGAGAAUGUGGGAAAUUGUUGUUGAAAGAAACGGAGAGGAAUAUAAGAUGGGCGAAGAUUAAAAAGAAGGAAAGUAAUAGAAAUGAAGAAAAGAAGGAGAGAAGGGAGGAACGGUGGAGCGUAAGAGGAAAGGGAGGGAUAGUUUACACGACCCGAUUUUUUUCCUACGAUAAAAGGUAUUCUUAAUUGACGUACGAAUGGAUCCUUAGAGGAUAGAAAUCAUAGACAAGAGCAAGCUUUCUAUGUGGAACCAAAUGGAAGAUGGAAAAGUAGCAACGUCCAUUUAACAAUGAAAGAGAAAAAUAAAAACGAGAGAGAAGAGGAAGAAAGAAGAAAUAACGCGUAAAGAUUUAUCGUGUAUCUUUACAAAUACGCAAGUCGGUGAUCGUGAGAACGAUGAAAAUAUAGGUAAAAAAAGUAAAGAUAAAGUACGAGUAUUACCAGUUUAGAUAAUCUUAUAUCGAUUGAUCGAGAAAAGUUGAAGGGUAUUGAUGGAUGUCUUGAGGAAGGCACACGCUCAUUCGCGCGCGUUAUUUAAAAAGUUGUUUCUUAUUGAAAGAGAAAAGAAGAAAAAAGAAAAUCCAUAAUAAAAUUAAAUCUCCGAACGAGGAAAGAAAACGAAUUGAAUUGGAGAAAAGUGUAACGAGAUAAAAGGAAACACGAUUUCAUAACGCGGAGGGACGUGUCUCGCAUCAGAUUUUGCUGAAAGUCCUUCUUUCCAAAUAAAAUAAAAAUAAUAAUUAAUUCGUUUGAGUUUUUAGGGUUUUACAGUAAUAAUCGAACAAUCAUUUCUCCGUUGAUAUGAAGCUCUCUUGUAGAUUAUAUAUAAAUUUAGGAUCUAUGAUCUCUACGAUCUACGAGUUUCCCCUCGCAACGUUAAUUCUACUUGCUGUCAUGUGUUUCAACAGUUUAUCAAACUUCUUCAUACUCUUACCGAUCAGAAAUUUAUGAUUAAUUAAUCCUUGCAGCUUUCUUCCUUGCAUCUUCUUUCAAUAUCUUCUUUCCUUAACGCGCAAUCAGAAAGUUUCUAGAAACUCUUCAAAAAGAGAGAGAAUCUUUUGAAAUUUCAUCGAAGUUUCCUCUGUGAUCUGUUCAGAUCCCUUUUCCAUCUACAAUUGAAACGGUUAAAAUCAAUUAAUUAGCGCUCCUUUUCGUUUCUUCUCGUCAAGAAAAUUCUCUUUCGUAAUUAACGGAGCCACAAAUCUGAAUCCAAGCUGCAUCUUCGAUCGUUCAUCUCUUGACAAAUCAUCCUUACCUUAGAUUUCGAAAUAAUCCGAAACCUCUCGUCGAUUUCUCGCCUUCCACUUCAUUGCGGAACAUCGAUCAAAAUCGAGACAAAAUCGUCUCGAUGUAGUUUCCUCGGAUCACCACCAUUUCCACGCGUGAAAAUUUCCAUUCCCCUCGAACAAGCUACUUUCAGCAAGAUCUGCUCCGUUCGACAAGUGGCGAAACGCGCGCAAUCGUUCGAAUAAUUUGCAGGCAUCGUUCGAGAUUUUUAAAACGAAUGGAAGGAGGGAUGGAAGAAUUUGAAAAGGGGGAAAAAGAUUAAGAAAGGGGAAAUUGGGGAGGGAGAGAAGGAAGAGCGAGAUAGGGAGGAGGAAGUUUUAUCAACGAUGGUGUUUUUUCGUCGCUAGCUUUUUUCUUCGAUAUAAGCGAUUUUAAACGAAUUAUAGAUAGAGAACGAAGAAUGUUCGUCCGAUGGUAUCCUUUCAAUUUUAUAAUAUCCGUUCGAUUUUAUUAUCGUGCAUGAUAAACGUAACGAUCAUCCAAGUUGGACAAGCACUUUUACUUUCCUCUCUGUAAUACGAUCUUCGAGAUCUUUUUUGCUGCUUUCUGACUCUAAAACUAUCGUCGUUACACAUUUGCGCAUUUCUCGUAUCGAACGCUGAUUCGAACAGUGUUUCAGUCGAAUCCCCCUAUUGUUGCGUUGAUCGAAAGGAAUUAAAGGGUGGAAUUCUCCCUCUUUUGCUUCCCUCUUGUCUUCUUCUUUAACGUGGCGUUGAAGGAACGACAGGGAUAGAAGCGAGAGAGAGAGAGAGAGAGAGUGUGUGUUUUCUUGACUGACAGUUCUUCUUCAAUCAAUUAUUAUCGUUAAAGAAAAGAUAUAUUCAAAUAAUGAACGAUAGGGAUGUUUAAAUUUGAAAAAAAUUUUAUAUAAAUUUUUUGAAUUUAAAGAAGAAUUUAAAAGAAUUGAAAAAUUUGCAAAGAUUUAAAGAUUUUAAAGUUAUAAAAAUUAUAUAUAUAACAUUCAAAAAUUCGAUUCGAUUGAAUUAAGUAUUGCGUUAGAUUGGCCAGUCGCAUACCUUUCCGCGCAUGAAUUGGAGGAAGAAUCGACCGUGAUGAAGCGGGUUGAAGUGUUGAGAAAAAAAAAAAAGAGAAAGAGUUUAAAAAAAAAAAAAGGAAAACGGUCAAGAACCGUGACAACCGAAUUACCGAGAUUCAAUCAACAUCUUAGCGGUUAAUCGCCGUAGAAUGUAAUUAAACUAGUGUUUUAAGAAUGAAAAAAAAGAAAAAAAAAAAAAUCUAUCAUCUUCUACCGUGAGAGAACCGCGACACAGCGACAUCAUCGUCUCGCUGUAGCUCACGCGCGCACACACACACACACACACAUUGACCGAUUGCUGCGUAUGCACGAUUUUAUUACAGCGAUUUUUCUGCGCCACAUUUUUAGAAGAGUACACACCAGCGAAAAAACUCGAGAGUUUUUUAGGAAUGCGGACUGAAACGAGAGCCAUAAAACCGUGAGACGUGAAAAAGAAAAAAGAAAAAAAAGAAUAUUUAAAAGAAAUAACACAAGUUCCUCCCCGAGCGUUUCUUCUUCCGGGAUGCUCGACGAAUCUGCGUGGUCUGAAGUCGUCGGUAUCACGAAAUCUCGAAGAGAUGCGAUUGAAAAAUAUAGUUCGGUGUGUUUCUUUCCUUUUUCCAAAAAUUUUGAUCCUUUUUUUUCUUUUCUUUUUUUUUUUAGGAUUAAUUACGAGAGAAGUUAUUAAGAGUAAUUCGUCCUGUCUUCAAAAAGUUAAAUUUAUCCAUCUUUUUAAUUAGAUUUCUUAUUUUUCCAUUUAUUCUUCUUUUCUUCUGGGGACAACAUUCGUAUAAUAUUCCUCCUUCGAAUAUUUAAUCCGUACAAUUCACGUUAAAAACAAGAAGUUAGUGAAGAAAUAUAAUAUAUUGUAAUUAGAAAUAUCAACUAUAAGUAACCGGAAGUAUAGAUCUUGCUUAGUUGUAAAGAAUAUUACACGAGGCAUUGGUACUAAGUAUUAACAUUUCCUCGUUAAUUUCGUCGAAAUUAAAUUAAAGGAAACGUUACUACUGGAAGUAUCGAUGCCUUAGCUAAUUCUAUUACAACCGAUUAAAUUAUCUUACUACUUCCUUUACCACUUUUCAUUACUAAUAUCUCCCACUCUGCCAUUUGAAUAAAGAACGAAUUUUUUAAAUCCAUUUUAAUAAUAAAUAAACCGAUGAUCGAUUUAACAAACUUAACCCAACGAAAUUACAUAAUAAUUUUCCGAGCUAUAUUUAUAUAAUCGUCAAUCUCCCGAUGCAAAUUUUUCACGUAAAAAAAAAAAAAAUAAAAUAAAUAAAUAAAUCGGAAGAUCGCAGGUGAUUGUAUCCUUAUAUCGAUUAUUUCGAUAAGAAAAAGCAAAAAAAAAAAAAAAAAGAAAGUAAGAGCCGGAACCAAGGUUCCUAAAUCGAAUCUCCGACGCAAAUACCCUCGAGUGCAAAACUCUCGAGACUCGCCCUCGAGAGAGUAUUCUUCUCAAAGUGGACAACUGCGUUGCCAGACUGAUUGUUCGAGGACUUUCACGCUCGACGCAAUUGUCUGAAUUGGCGAGAAAUAAGUUUCGAGAGCGAUUCCCAAGAAGUUUCACUCGCGAAACAUAUUUCCAUCCUAUAUAAUACCGAUCAAAUAUGGCGGCUGCGAGGAGAGAGCAACGUAAAAAAAGACACGGUCUUCGGCUAUUUUGACCUCUCCUUUCGUCUCUACUUCGAGAGUCCGCGUUUCGAAAGAUUUUUUAUCGUUCCGUAACUUUUUGCGAUCCUACCUACUACUACGUACGCAAUAUAGAAUUAUUAAUUAAUGUAACUUUUUAGCGUGUGCGUGCGUCUAUUUGUGCAUGCGUGCGCGUGAUACCAUAUAAAAUAAUCUAAUUGAGGUACAGCUCGGUUGAUUUUGCACGACAUUUCGGAUCCGGCCGAUCGGAUCGUUCGCGAUCGUUUGCCUAUUUCUUUCGGCCGUUUUCGACGCGUGCGUUAUCUCGAAUUAAUGAAAAAAAAAAAAAAAAAAAAUAGUAAUAAUGAUAAAGGGAAAAGAGUCUCGAAAUUCUCGACUCGAUCCAAGCGUCGUUUCAUGCGUCGAUAUACUUACAUAUCUUCUUAUAUUGCAAAAUCGAGAGGAAAAGCAUAGAUGGAAUGAAAUACUUGGAACGUUUAAUCGAUGAAAACUCGCCAAAAAUAUAUAUAUAUAUAUAUAUAUUUAAUAUAUAUAUUUAAUCGCACACGCGACAGUGCGAUUUUUUAAUCCUUGCUUUUUAUCCUCGAAUCGUGCGCGUCGAACGGCCGAAUUAUAUAUUUGAAGGCAGUUCAAAAAAAAAAAAGAGAAAUAAAAAUAGUAAACGAUGAAUUAAACCCUUUCGAGCUUAAUAAAGAAAGAGACCAGGAAAUAAAAAUGUAAUAAGGAUGAGAAAGUGAAAGUAAGAAGAAAAGAAAAAUAUGAGUGUAAAGAUAGGAAGAAGAGAUACACAAUAAUUCACGAGAAAGAGAGGGGAAAAAAAUGGGAAAACGAGUUCGUGGAGUGAACCGAUUUGAUUUUUCGCGAUGGAGAACGGUGCGUUGAAGAAAAAAGAAAAAAAAUAGAAAAAAAAAGUUAUUAAAUAAUAAAGAAGAGAUACGAAUUCUUUAGCGGACGUGCGAUCCAACUGUGCCUCGAAUAAAAUCUUGAGCGACGUCCCCUCCGACUAAACGAAAAAAUGAAAAAAUCACAAAAAAGGUGAAAAAAAAAAAAGAUUAUGAUAUGUAAUAGAUUGUAAACGUUCACUACUAUUCUUAUUGAUAUUAUUGUCAUUAUUAUUACUGUCAUCAUUAUUAUAUUGUCAUUGUUAUUGUUACUAUGAUUACCGUCACGCGCAUUUUAGAGGAAUUAUUCACGUGCAAUCUGCGAUGGCGAAUUCCGCGCGACAUUCGUGUUUUUACUUCUUGAGCGUUGCGAUGGAGAGAGAGGAUAGUAGAAAAAAAAAGCGAAAGAAAGAGAGAACAAUAUGGGGUGAUAAAUUCACGGACAACGGACAGAGAAAAUUUUCGUUUAAUUCCGAGGGAUAUUUUCCAAUGUUCGAAGGAAGAUUCUCCGUGGAGAAAGUGGGGAAUUUUGGGAAAAAGAAAUUUCGAAAAUUCUACGAGAUUCUCGAGAUUCUUUCGCGUACGAAAAAUCGGGAGAUCAAUCAAAAUCUCGGAUCAUCGAUCUUCUCGAUGUACGCUAUUUUUCUUCACUUAAGAAUAUUGUAACAUUCGAUUCUAGUUUUUAUCAAAGUAUAUAUUCCAUGUGUAAAUUGUAGAAAAAUUUUGAAACUUUUUAACGCUAAAUCCCCGCGCCAUUUAACUCCUCGUUUAAGAUUAACAAUUUACGAUUUACUUCGAUAUCGAGUUUAGCUUAUAAUAGAAUAAAGAAGAAAAAAAAAAUCUAAUUAUAGCGAGGUAAUCUAAUCUCUUACUUCUACGCUCUAAUAACGUUACGAGGCUUAAAGUUAAAAAUUGCGCGACGAUCGAUGAUCGAGAUAAUGGAUUUCACGCGAGAGUUUCGUGAAUCACGUUUUCUGUUUGUAAUCUUUGUCCGCUGUUACGUGGCGACGAGUCGGUGUCCCAAAAGGGAAGAGCGUUUCUACGAAGCUCAACUUCCGGUUGUUCUUGGCUCGAUCUUCGUAGGCGAAACGCCGAUCAAUAUCGCCCUGUUGGAGAAACGCCAAUUGUAAUAGGAAAGGAAAGAACGAAAAUAAAAGUGAGAAUGAAUGAGAGUAUUCGACAGAGCGAGUGUGAGAGUGAGAGUGAGAGAAUGGUAUGAGAGCGUAAAUUAGAGAGCAAGAGCGAGAGAGAGAGAGAGAGAGAGAGAUUAGAAAAUGUGUGAUUAUUAAAAAAAAAUCUCUCAUCGGUACAUUUAAUAUAACGCUAAUUCAUUAUUACAGACAUUAUUGGAUUUACGGUAAACGGAUAAGCGAUUGAUUACAAUUUUGUCCUAAUGUUCAGAGAAAUAAAACAAGGAAAUACA